AACACCACAGAAAGCAGUCUGAAUAACAAGAGCGACCCAGGAGGUUUACAGUCAGAGGAGCAAAAUCAUCCAAAGCCCUUCACCAUUGUACCAUUGUUGUUGGAGAAUCACGAAGGGAAGUUAUGUGAAGAUCAGCGGCCAAGCACUAAGCGUCAGCUGUCUGCAGAAAGUGCAGCAAAGUCUGUCAGUGUAAGCAAGAGAAGCACUGUGAAGAAAAAACAAGCAGAGAUUGUAAAACCCCUCGGCAGCCCUGGCACGCAUCUACCUGCAGUCUGCUCCUCUCAGAGGAAACCCCGAAAACUGCUGUUCUCCAGUACUGAGAUCUUUAACAAGAUAGACACAUUCGCCAUUGAGAAAGGAAAAAAGCUGAGGGAGCAGGAAAUAUUCAACGCUCGGGAUAUUGCACGUGCAGUCACCGAAGGAUGCAGAAGUGAUCUGGAAAAACUCAGGGCUAUAUGGAUCUGGCUAUGCCAUAAUAUUGAGUAUGAUUUAGAGGGAUACCUUGGUCUUUCUGAAAAGAUCUGCUCGACCGAUGAGGUCAUAAGGCAGGGAAAGGGUGUAUGUAGUGGAUAUUCUUGCCUCUGUGUGGAAAUGUGCAGGGAUGUGGGUAUUGAGUGUGUGGAGGUGAGUGGGUACAGCAAAGGCAUGGGAUACCAGGCCGGGGACAGUUUAGCUGAGAAGCACUCCGAUCAUGAAUGGAAUGCUGUCUUCGUUGGGGGUCAGUGGUGGCUGCUUGAUGCUUGCUGGGGCGCUGGCACUGUCAACAUGAAAACCCAAACAUUUGUGAAGAGGUAUGAUGACUAUUAUUUCCUUACUGAACCCAGUGAGUUUAUAAACUCGCAUUUCCCCGAUGACCAGACGUGGCAACUACUUAGCACACCCAUCUCCAGGGAAGAGUUUGAAAUGAGACCCAUGAAGACCUCAGCAUUUUAUCAAUUUGGAUUGACCCUCAUACAACCCACGCAGUACAAAACAACCACAGACGAAGGGGAAGCGAUUGUGUCCAUGACCUUGUCCAGUCCACUGACCUUCACCUAUGAGAUGAGGCAGCGGGACCCUGAGACAGGAGCUCCAAAGCAGGAGCAGGUUGACAGCUCUUGUGGUCUUCUAUCAGUCACCCAUCAAGGGAUGAAGCUGCGUCUACUUCCCCCCAAACCCGGAGCUUACGAGGUGCAACUCUUUGCCCGCCGAGAAGGUGAGUCUGGUGAUUUGCGCUGGAUUUGCUCUCUUGAGCUGGAGUGUCCGAGCAUCCACCAGAGGCAGCCGUUGCCUGAUAACCCCUAUCAGAGCUGGGGAUUAAGAACCGGGGCAUUGGGACUAGGAGUCAAGAGCUGCAGUGCCAAAGGAGAAGAGACUCUAAAGGUGGGUGAGGAUGGGGAGUGCAAGGUGAUCCUACAAACAACACGACCUCUGAUGAUGGUGUGUGAACUUGUACACCAUCAGCUCGACGCUCCUAUGGCAAAGCGCUGCCUUGCAUAUCAAAUAGCAUCAGACCAGCUGGUGUGCAAUGUCAUUUGCCCGCACAAAGGAUUUUAUCGAUUGUCAGCAUUCGUGCGAGAUUACGACAACGCAAGCGAGACCUUUGAAAACGUUGGAAACUACUUGUUGCACUGUCAUGGCCGAGGGAUAAAUCAAAACAUGCUUUAUCCCGCCAACCUGGGCCUGUGGUGUGGUCCGGGGACGAGAACCCAAGAAGCCGGACUUUCCAACUUCAGCCACACGGGGGCGAUAGUGAACGCACCACAGGGCCGGUGCAACAUCACCUUCCACUGUGCAUCACCAGACCUUCAAAUACAUCCGGUGCUCUGCAGCGAAUAUCACAAGGACGCACGUUUCCCUCUCUCCCGAUAUGUGUUUUUGACAUCUACAAACACUAAGGUAACAGUGAGCGUGUGUACGCCUGGAGCUGGAGUCUAUCGCCUUGGGAUUUAUGGACGCAAAUCCCCCCAACAAGACUAUAUGUUGCUGUGUGACUACAUUAUCCGAAAUGUGUGCGAUAAGCAUGUAGAUCCGUUCCCUUGUGUGUAUUUGGCAUGGGGGAGAAAAUGCGUGUUGCUGGAGCCACGUGCAGGUGUGCUGGCUCCCCAAAGCUUGGUGGGUUUUCGCGUACGGGUGCCCGACGCACAAAGGGUGUGUCUCGUGGGGGAGAAUCGAACAGAUUUAAAGAAGAAUAAGAGCCAAGUUUGGGAAGGUGAGGCUCACACUGGAAAUGCCACACAGCUCAAACUUGCUGCUGUCACCAAGGAAACCAAUAAUAUGGAUAUUCUCAUGACCUUUGAUGUUCUUAACCUGGAGAAUGAACUGUGAACCAAUCUCUGUAGAGGAAACACUGCAGUGGAACGUUACCUAAAACUUUUUUAGCUCUUACACCGCAAGCAUUUUUGCGUUUUAAAGAUGUCCAAUAGCCACCUAAAAUUGGGGUUUUUAUGGGUAGGUAAACAUUUAGUAGAUGUCUAACCAUAGGCCACCCCCCCCCCCCUCCAUUAUAGGGUCGCCAUGAUUUCACAAAGUAAGAUGUGAUCCAGGAUCAACAUUUUUCGAUGGUCCUUGAUCACCUUUUAAUUAAAGAAACCCCACAUUACCCAUAACUCACACAUUAGCCAUUUUUUACCCCUCAAAUUUGUGUGAAAUAAUAGUUUAAGAAUAUUUUUUUAAAAGCCCCUAACUCAAUCUUAAAUCUAACAAUCUGUCAAUUUCUCCAGAAAACAGCGUGAGCUGCACUUAAGAGUUUACAUUUAUUUCAGACAGAAAUCUUUUGGAUUCGUUUAUUGCUAAAUUGGGACAAGUAAUGGACAGUAUCACUUUGUGGCAACACAGCAUGAGCAUUUUAAAUUCAUGUAGUAUUUUAUUUUUAAUAAAAAAAUAAAUAUUUUGUGCUUCAUAGGGGGUCCCUGAAUACUUAUAGGAGGUGCAGGACCACCCCAGCCCCCCCCUCAAUUCGAACAUUGGUCGAAAUUUAAUACCUUGCAAUCAUUUGUUGCUAUUCAAUGUUGAUUUUUGCAAGGAAGUUUGGCAAAACCGACAUGCAACGAAAUUCAAGUAUAUUUUGUCUAGAAGUGGGUUAGCUAGGCUCUAUAGUUAACCUAUACUUACAUUUUUAAGUUAAAUCAACUUGAAUUUAAAAAUUAAUUUUAACUUUCUAGUGAGGAGUUGCUAUAAAUUAUAAAAAUAAAAUUGGAUUAGCUUAAAGGGACACUCCACUUAAAAAAAAGGCUCAUUUUCCAGCUUAGAGUUAAAGGAA
Molecule: messenger RNA, 3241 nt
Organism: Misgurnus anguillicaudatus (oriental weatherfish)
Lineage: Eukaryota; Metazoa; Chordata; Actinopteri; Cypriniformes; Cobitidae
Gene: ky
Product: kyphoscoliosis peptidase
Cellular component (GO): cytoplasm
Source: RefSeq, a predicted model, not a curated record